This is a messenger RNA of Micropterus salmoides (largemouth bass), 771 nucleotides long. RefSeq lists its product as uncharacterized. The transcript has 5 exons. Gene Ontology annotation, biological process: response to bacterium. The record is from RefSeq and is a predicted model, not a curated record. Lineage: Eukaryota; Metazoa; Chordata; Actinopteri; Centrarchiformes; Centrarchidae. Bases 31 to 663 code for a protein of 210 amino acids.
UGUCAUUUCAGUGGCUCGAUCAUACGCACAAUGAGGAACCUGACUACAGCUUUCCUUCUCUGCAGCUUCAGUUUUAUCUCUGUGUCAAUUUCUGAGUCUCAGACUGUGGAGGUCCAGUCUGGUGAAGACGUCACACUGUCGUGCUCCAACUUUUCCAGUUCAACCACUCAGAUAUACUGGUUGAGAGUGGUCAAGAGAGCCGAGCCCCGUUGUAUCGCCUUUAUGUUCAAGCCUCUUGAGCCUGCUGAAUUCUGUGAUGGAUUUCAAAAUGGCAAAUUUGAAGCAUCAUCCAACAUUUCUACUCUCUUUCUCAAAAUAAAGCAAGUGGAGUUUUCUGACUCCGGACUGUAUUUCUGUGGAUAUUACAUAACCAACAAUCCGCUUAUUGUCGUUGCAACGUAUUUAGAGGUUGAAGAGGUGUCUUAUGGAAUAACAAAGCUGAGUGUGAUCCUGGUCAGUCUGAUUAUUUUCCUCAUUAUGAUCAUCAUUUGUCUGGCUGUUAAAAUCACAAAGCGUCAUAGAGCUCAUGUUGAAGAACAGAAUCCACGAUGCACAGAGGGCUCAGAUGACCUGAACUAUGCAACAGUGACUUUUCGUCCAAAAACAACAAGGAACCACAAGCCUGCAUCAGAAGAAGGGGAGCCAAAUUCGGCCACCAGAUAGAGCGAGGAGACACCUGGACGGCAGCUUGAAGUGAAACUUGCUUUUUGUUAUUAAUACGCUGGUGUGUUUUAGUGUGGUUAGUGUUGGACCAACUUUGUGACAGAGAGU